GCAAGUAGAAGUGUAGCAAUGGCCUGGGUGUGUCCCAUCGCAGUUAUUCUCAUCUCGCAAUGCCUUCUGUGUAUUGUGACAGCAUCCGAUGAUCGCUGGGCAGCAUUCUCACAACUUGGAUGGCAACAUGGAGAUCGUCCAAGUCACGACAACAGCAUAGUUGUCCUUUUGGCAUUGCGGCAACGAAAUAUGGACUUGCUCGAGCGCAAGGCCCAAGCCGUCUCAGAUCCCAGCAGUCCAGAGUAUGGCAGAUAUUUGGAGCGAGAUGAACUCUAUGGCAUCUCUGGUUCGUCAGCUUACAAUGUAGACCUGGUGGAGAAAUUCUUUAGCGAACUGCCAGGGACAUUCCAGUUUUCAUUUGGCAAGGAUUUUGCCAGGUACACCUGCACCAUUGCAUGUGUUGAAAAGGUGUUUAACACCACCUUGCGAAUACAGAAAGGAAGAGUAGCACCAGGGACAACACCCAUUCGAGCCUCGGAACCUGUCCGCCUGCCAGUGAAUAUUCAGAAUGCGUUAGAAGGGACCUCUUUGAAUGCCCCACUCUUCAUGCCCCCACAUCCUCGGCAGUCCAAAGUGAUGCCAUUUCGUUACAAACGGUCAGGUCGGACAGCACCUCGUGUUCGUCCAAUGAUGGUAGCAGGCGACCAAUUCAUCAGUAUUCAUUUUGUUGCAUAUUGCAAAGACAAAGUUGUCAAUCAAGAUACCGUUCAAAAUGGGAUCUGCAGAAACAGUCCCCAUUCACGUCUCAUCACAGCGUUCGACGUCCUAGUGCUGCAAACGGCCACAAAUUGGCAGAAACUUGUGAGAGUUCCUGCGGUUCCUGACACUCUGGGAGAAAAGGUGGCAAAGACCGAAGACAACCAGACCUGCACGGAGUUUAAUGCCACCCUGGGAAAUAUUCAAAACUAUGCGAGUACCACCGUGCGUAUCCGAUCGCUGUUCUCUGAUGGUUCGGUUUCGGACUUCAGUGACCCAAGUGAAGUGAUGCCAAGUUGGCCAAUGGCCUACACCACUCCUUCGCUGCUGUCUCGCAACUAUCGGAUUCCAAUGCAUGAGCCAGUGCGUCAUCCACGCAACAGCAUUUCUGUUGCUGAAUUUCUGGGCCAGUACUACAACCCUGAUGACUUGGAUGCAUUUUUCAAGCUGAUGGGUGUACGUGAAUGGGGAACACGACCAAAGCUAAGUCUUAUCGGAGAGAACCUUCCCAUGGCAGGUUCUGUGCUCGGAGGAGAGGCACAGCUUGAUAUUCAAUACAUCACAUCUUUGGCUGCAAAUGUUUCAACCUUCUUUUGGAGUGUGCCUUCCAUUGAGCUUGCAACACGUCAAGAGCCCUUCCUGGACUGGUUGAUGCAGCUGGAGGACACAGAUGACUCAGAGAUUCCAUUGGUCCAUUCAGUGUCGUACUCUGAUGAUGCCUUGACUAUGCCGUUUUGGUUCAAGCGCCGCGUCAAUGAGGAAUUUAUGAAGCUGGCUCUCAGAGGCAUCACAGUGCUGGUUGCAAGUGGAGAUGAUGGUGUGAGUGGCAACUUUGUUGCGAAGGAAGGGCUGAAGUACUGCGGAGUGAAUCGGGAAGAGUUUCCAUCAUCAUCCCCAUGGGUGACUUCCGUUGGAGGAACGCAACUAGCACAAGAGAACGUCCCGGUUUGUGGUUAUGCUUCCGAAGAUGUCAUGGUUCAGUGUCCCCAUGAUGGAGAGGUGGUAUGCACAUCAGACAAAGGAGGUGGAAUCACAUCAGGCGGGGGCUUCUCCUCUGACUUUCCCAGACCCUGGUAUCAACAUGAGGCAGUGGAACACUACCUCCAUCAGACAGACAACCCAGUACCGAGCCAAGACAAGCUGAAGUACAAUAAAUUUGGCCGCGCAUUCCCCGACUUAGCAGCGCUUUCAAGUAACUACUUGGUACUCAUGGGUGACGACUUGACCGCCAUGUCUGGAACCUCAGCCUCCACCCCAUUGGUUGCAUCCAUGGUGGCACGUUGGAAUGAAGAUCGAUUGCAGCAGCGAAUGCCUCCACUAGGAUUUCUGAAUCCUUUGCUGUACCAGAUUCUUUCCAAGUAUCCCAGUGCUUUCAACGACGUUCAGAUCGGUGACAACCGAUGCUCCCGGGGAUCUGCUUGUUGCCCAACAGGCUUCGCGGCAGCCCGGGGCUGGGAUGCCGUCAGCGGCUGUGGCUCGCCCGAUUUUCAGCUCGUGGCCAAGAUCCUGCGCGAGGAUGCUAUGAUGUCCUUUCGCAGUAGAUUCAGUGGACCAGCACAACCACUGGCUUUGGAUGCUGUUCAAGGUCCUGGAUGGAUGUUUUUGAUCGUGAUGAUGCUGCUUCAGUCGCUGAUCACUGGCUUUGUCGUCUUCGUUCUGAUGGGUGGCUGUCGCCGCUGGAAACUUGUGCAUGCGAUGAGGCCACUCUUGGAUGGGUGACAUCCUGAUGGCCUCCAGUCUGGUAGAAUGAGGUAGGAAUGAGAUAGGAAGAUUUCGCUGAUUUCAAUUCUUGAACUAUCUCCGCACGGUACGCUUGGAUAGCUCCUCGACCCAGCAAAUCAUGUUGAAGGAAAGACGAGUAGAGCUGGCUGCAGAAACCGAUCCAGGAUAAUCCAAGCGUUUCUAGUCGCAGAGUUUAGAUAGAGGACAUAUGCGCAAUGCGCCAUGCCAAAGUCGGCACAAGUCCUUCACACGUCUGAUCUUUUGAAUAUACACAGCUGGUGCAGCUGUUUGAUGCUGUUCCGCAGUGGACUCAUGCUGGAGCGUGCAAAAACAUGUUUGAACACCGCGUGUUGAAAA
Molecule: messenger RNA, 2775 nt
Organism: Cladocopium goreaui
Lineage: Eukaryota; Dinophyceae; Suessiales; Symbiodiniaceae
Source: the annotation of a GenBank genome assembly